AUGCCAAUGGCUGAAGAAGAAACCAAACCCAGGGUUACUGCUAAGAGUAUCACAGCAGAUGGAAAGGAAGUGCUCAAUAGCACGGUGAUAAUACAGCCUGCUACAACUGUUGACCAGAAAAAGUUGAAAGGGGCCAAUGCUAUAUAUGAAGGUAAAAAGAAACCUUUCAAAGUGGUUCAAUCCUUACCAAUGUCCAUAGAUGAUACUGAUGUCGAUUACUUAAGAACUCCGUUGUCAAUCAAAGACUCUGCGGUGUUAUACAAUUCUUUGGUUUACUCUAGAUUUAACUGGACGCACAACAUAUUCAAAAUCUUUUGGAGACGGAAAGAUCACAUCGUCGGUGGAACAGAUCGCAAGAGAGAUAAAAUGAGCAAGUUAUGCGAUUGUCAAUUUACCGCAGGGCCUCAUCAAUUUCAAAUCAGAAUGUUUGUACUAAAGGACGAGGAAAUUGAGCGUAGGUUUGAACAAGAACAGAAAGAAAAAAGGGAAUCCAAACAGAAAGCCAAAGAAGAGAAAGAGAGGCUGAAAGAAGAAAGGAGGAAAUUGAGAGAACUGCAAGAGAAGGAGCGAGUUUUAGGCGUGACUCCGACCUCAGCUGGAGUAGCAGGACCAGCAGUGGGAACCUCAGCCACUACGGUGCCAUCGAAUUCUGCUGCCCCGAAAGUGGCCCCGGUUCCUUCAGCACCAACAGUAGUUACACCUAGUGUUGUUCAAGCAAAACCAGAAACCGUUCUCAAUAGCAAGCCAGAUGAGUCUACAGCAUCUGCAACACACAGCACACAGCACACACCACCCCAGGUCUCAGUAUCGACGCCUGUUGAACCAACUGAACCCGCAACAACAGCUCCAGCAGCUUCCACUGCGCCAACUACAGCAGUUAGAACUACAUCCAGUAAACAAGCCCCAGAAUCAUCAGCCUCUGGUGUUUCGACGCCUGCUAAGUCAGCCACUACUCCCAUUCCCGCGGUCUCAUCCUCGGUGACAUCAGAUCCACAGACAACCAACGAAACCAAGAAACCAAUUGUGCCAAAACCUAAGCAAACCCAAGCAGAUUAUAUGGCAAGCCCAGAGAACCAGCUAAUGAUUACUAAUUUGAACGCAAUUGCAAAAGUCGACACUUCUUUGAACUCUUUAAUGAAAAUAGUUGCAUCAGGGAAUGCGUCAACUGCUCAAAUCGCCGAGUUUCAUAAGUAUAUACAACGAGCCAGGGAGAUGGGGGAUACUAAUGGAACACUGCAAAGACUGCAACAAGAACAACAGAGAAAACAGAAAGAAGAACUGAUGCAAAGGCAGCAACGAAAAUUAGAGGAGCAAAGACAGCGCUUACUGGAAAAGGAAGAGAAAAAACGACAACGUCAGUUGUUGAAGGAAUCAAAGCCCGAAAGAAAAGAGUCCGAAACCCUGACUGCUUUUCAAAUGCGAUAUUCAAAAGACGCAAACUUGGUGUUUGAGUUCACAGAGAAUACCUCAUCAAGGUUUUUUUUCCCAAAGAAUGCCAUAAUAGAGGUUAUUGAUGAUUUUGAAGAAACUCCUAUGCAGCAGGCAACUGUAAAAUCAGAGAUUUUGGAAGAAAACCAACAAACUGACAAGCUUCCCCCAAUGAAGGCAGAAUUUAAAGAUGUCACACCGUUAGGCGAUGAUAACGGAACACCGACCUCUGCCUACACUCCAAAUCAGACUCCCAAAACACCAACAGUUGAUCCAAUUCCAGCGAAGGCAACAACUAAAAAGCCUAUCAAACGUAAAUCACACUAUGACCUGUUAUUGUCCUUCAUUGUUGUCCAUAACCAAGUACAGAUUGAUGAGUGGGAGGCAAAUGAAAAAGCCAAAGAAGAAGCAAGAAUUAAGUUGGAGAAGGAAGAGAGUCAGAGAGAAUUGGAAGAAGAAGAAAACGAAAAGAAAAGAGCAUCUCAAGACUCAGGCCACAGGCUACGAAAGAGACCCAAAAGAAAAAAAUCGAACUGGUCAGGAACCAGAAAAACUAGAAACGCCUCAUUGAAUAUAGAGCCCGAAGUUGAAGAAAAGAAGGAUGAAACUGUUAAGCCGGUCCCUAUUUUUUCAUGUGUUACCAUUGGAAUAAAUAAAGUGUCUGCCAAGUUUGUUCCAAUACUUAAAAACUCUGUCAAUUCUAGAGAGAAGACUCUAGAAUACAUGGAAGGAAUUAAGAAGGCUGGAACCCAACUGGAUAAGUAUCAUUUAUGGUACGAAUUAGAUGCCUUCAAAGAUGAGUUGUUGUCAGAACAGCUUAGAUUCAACCUCAACCGUCUUGAUUUCAUUCAAGGGGGAAGUAAAUUGAAAGGUAAGGCAAUGUUGAGGAGAAUAGUUGAAACUGGUGGUGCCACUGAACUGGAAAUCAAAAGCAUUCGUCAAAACUCGGAAGAUGAUGAUAGUGGAGAUAAUUAG
This is a messenger RNA of Komagataella phaffii GS115, 2403 nucleotides long. RefSeq lists its product as uncharacterized. Gene Ontology annotation, cellular component: Swr1 complex. NCBI's taxonomy places the organism in Eukaryota, Fungi, Ascomycota, Pichiomycetes, Pichiales, Pichiaceae. Gene Ontology annotation, molecular function: ATP-dependent H2AZ histone chaperone activity. Gene Ontology annotation, biological process: chromatin remodeling. The record is from RefSeq and is a predicted model, not a curated record. The transcript has a single exon. Bases 1 to 2403 code for a protein of 800 amino acids.